AUGUCAAGAGUUGCUUUGCUCAGUUCUUAUUUUCUCUUUUAUUGCUCUGUUCCUUCGAAGCCUCUUCUUGGUUUUGCUCUUCUUGAUACAGAUUGGUCAGUUUGGAUGCAACUUUCUUCGUCAGUGGUUGCUGUAAGGAACUUUUUUUCUUUGUCAUAUUCUCUUACAUAUUUGCGGCUUGUAUUGUUUCAGUUUUUGUUUCUUCUUAAACUCCUGGAAAAGGAUAUGAGUUUGUCCGAGAAUUGUUCCACAGUUCUUAUUGAUAUCAUUCGUCGGCCGACUUCGCAGGAAGUAAACAAAUACUGGUCUCCAAAGUUGCCAGACCAGCGUAGCAUUGAGCUGAGAGAUGCUACUCCAAAGAAGAAGAAGCAAUGUAAUUGCAAAAACUCAAGAUGCUUGAAGUUUAUUACCUACUACAUGCAGCAGAAUUUGAGAAGUGGAGAAGCGUGUGUAGGUGCAAUGGGGUAAGAACUUCUGUAAUCGAGUUUUAUAAGAGUCCCAUAGGUCUUCUCUCAUGCUUCAUGUCCUUUAGUCUGAAGUGCUCAGUAUUGGCAUUAUGCUUGGAAUUGAUAGACAGAGAUUUAUUUCAAAAUUCUGCAACUCACCUACUCCAUUUUGUGUUCAGAGUAGUCUUUUAAGGUACAACUGGGGAAUCCUUAUAAUUUUCCCUUGGUACCCUGUAUUUCAUAUGCAUUAUUAUAAUUAGCCAAUUUAUUAUUAUAGUUACUCAUUAACUUUUUGUA
Molecule: messenger RNA, 743 nt
Organism: Coffea arabica (coffee)
Lineage: Eukaryota; Viridiplantae; Streptophyta; Magnoliopsida; Gentianales; Rubiaceae
Source: RefSeq, a predicted model, not a curated record